Molecule: messenger RNA, 2646 nt
Organism: Adineta ricciae
Lineage: Eukaryota; Metazoa; Rotifera; Eurotatoria; Adinetida; Adinetidae
Source: the annotation of a GenBank genome assembly
AUGUUUGCUGGUUCUACAAAACCGUCUCAAUCGACACCAACACCUACAACUUUUAACGAACGUCUAAAUGAGCAGCUGAUAAACUGCUUGAAUGUUCAAACGAAUGUGAUACAAAAUUUGGCACAAUAUUCACAACACAUUUCGUUACAAUUAUUUGAAAUUAAGAAUGUUGUCGAAAUGCUUUCAAACCGAGUUUUAGCUCUUCAACAGCAACAACAACAACCUCAUUUUGCACCGAAUCACUAUGCAGCACCUUACUAUCCGAAUUACAUGCCACAUCCACCACCAACUUCUCAUCACCCUCCUGCUUCUACUCAAAUGCCGCCAAAUAUUCCGCCACAGCCAACGAUGCCAGUGCGCAUGCCAAAUGUGAGUGCAGCAAUAGCAAGCUCGCAUCCACCAUUUUUUAAUCCAACUAACACUGCAAAUCCACCGCCAACAAUACCAUCAGCUGCUCCAUCAUUUCGAUUCGGAGUCACAGGAACAGUACCAGCAUCAUCGACACAAUCAACAAUAACAAAUAGCCUACCAACAACAGCAACUACAACGCCGACAAAAUCUAUUUUCUCUAUUCCACAGCAAUUUUCUGCUCCUGAUCUUAACACCAAACAACCAUCAGCAUUGCCAGUAACGACAGCAACAAAUACUGCUGUAAAAGAUGCUAAACCGACAAACAACACUCCAUUUUCAUUUGGUGGCACCAGUAGUCUUGGAUCGAUUUUUGGCACUGCAAGUUUUCCUUCUACUGUUCCAGUUAAUUCAGCAGCUAAACAAGAAACGAACGCUGAUGAUGAUGGCGAAGGCGGUGGCGAAGAUGAUUCCUACGAACCUGACAUUUCUUUCAAACCGAUUAUUACCCUCUCGGCUGUUGAAGUUAAAACAGGAGAAGAAGAUGAAAACGUUUUAUACUGUGAACGUGCGAAGCUUUAUCGAUUCGAUGCAGCAACCAACCAAAUGAAGGAACGUGGCAUUGGCGAAAUAAAGAUCUUACAACAUAAGACAAAAAACAUCUGCCGAAUUUUGAUGCGUCGCGAACAAGUUUUGAAAAUAUGCGCUAACCAUCAAAUAUCAUCCCAAAUGGAACUCAAACCACAUCAAGGUUCAGCGAAUGCUUUUCUCUGGUCGGCUACCGAUUUUGCCGAUGGUGAAGCUAAGCAUGAAACAUUAUGUGUAAAAUUCAAAACCGAUGAACAAGCAAAGAAGUUUGCAAAAGUAUUCAAUGAAGCGAAAGAAAUGCAUGGUAAAAAACCAGGAGAUUUACCAGCCGUUGGAAAAAUCUCCUUGAAUGACGAUGAUGUGAUUUCUAUUGGUGAAGUAAAACCAUCGGCAGAACAAAUCGAUCGUGCUAAGAAACUCCAAUUGCCAUCCACAUUCUAUUUGUAUGAAAACAAAGAACCAUGUAAAGGUUGUCCAGGUUGCAAAGAAGAUACACCACCAAGUACGGCUAGCGAGAAUAAAGCUGCAGCAAAUACGGCUAAAACUGAAACGAAAUCUUCUGCUCCACAAACACCAUCGACAGCACCAGUAACGAAGACGCCGUUGAGUUCAAGUGAAAAUAUUAAAUCUUUAUUUGGAAAUGCUGACAAAACUCAACCGCAAAUUCAAAAACAAACAUCAACUACAAAAGAUGAUAAAACAUCUGCUGAAGCUUCUACUCCAACUUCAAAUGCCACAUCACAAUAUGAUAAUAAGCCAUCUAUUUUUGAAAAUUUCAAUGGUACUUCUACUUCAUCAGUUUUUGGAAGUUCUACUCCAACAAACAAUACCAGCAGUUCCAUUUUUGGCGGCGCUCCAUCACUUAAACCAGCGAACAAUGGUUUUUCGUUUCCUGGCUUCGGCGGUGCUUCUUCAGGAACACCAUCUAGUGGAUUUCAAUUCUCUACACCAGCCGCAACAAAUAACACAGCAGACACAAAACCAACAUUUUCAUUUGGAUCCGCUGCUGCCUCUUCGAAUGCAAAUAGUAACUCAUCGUUUUCAUUUGGAUCAGCAGCUGCUGACAAACCAUUAUUCGGAAAUACACCGAAAUGCAGCUUCGCUGACUUAGCUAAACAACCAGUGACAAAAGAUGAUAAAUCAACAACUAAUGGUUCUGAACGAGUUUUCGCUGGCCAAGGCACGCUUAUUUUCGGUACCAGCUCAGUCAAUAAUACCAAAACAACAAACAACAAUGACGAAGAUGAUGGUGAAGGUGGCGGCGAAGAUGAUUCCUAUGAACCCAAUGUAUCUUUCAAACCAAUUGUUACUCUGUCCGCUGUUGAAGUUAAAACAGGAGAAGAAGAUGAGAAUGUCUUAUUUUGCGAACGUGGCAAACUUUAUCGUUUCGAUGCCGAAAGCAAUCAAAUGAAGGAACGUGGUAUUGGUGAAAUGAAAAUCUUACAACACAAAACAACGAAAGUGUGCCGAAUCUUAAUGCGUCGCGAACAAGUUUUGAAACUAUGUGCCAACCAUCAGAUUUCAUCCCACAUGGAAUUGAAACCACAUCAAGGAUCUGAGAACGCCUACGUUUGGUCUUGUAUGGAUUUUGCCGAGGGCGAAGCUAGACAUGAAACAUUAUGUGUAAAAUUUAAAUCUAAUGAAGUAGCUAAACGAUUUGUUAAACAAUUCAAUGAUGCCAAAGAAGGAACUGCUAAUGCUCAGCAAUAA